Macrosiphum euphorbiae (potato aphid) is the source of this 798-nucleotide messenger RNA. NCBI's taxonomy places the organism in Eukaryota, Metazoa, Arthropoda, Insecta, Hemiptera, Aphididae. The record is from the annotation of a GenBank genome assembly.
AUGCAUGAGAUUGAAGGGCUAUUGUCGAGUAGAAGUAUUGACGUCUGCUUAAUACAAGAGCCAGCCACCGACUGUAAAGGGAUCUAUCUGUUCGACAGACGUCCGUACAGGGUAGUAGCGAGCGGGGUCGGGCCUAAAGCCGCCAUCGUCGUCGCGAACCCCGCAGUCGGCAUCCUGAGUUUGCAGCAUCUCAGUACCCCCCAUAUUUCCGUAGCCGUGUUCACUGUUGGAAAUCUCCGCUUAGUGCUGAUAUCAGCAUACUUUCAAUUUUCGGAACCAACACAGACACAUGUUGACGCGCUCGAAUCCGUACUGGACUCGGUAAGCGGCAACGUGUUAGUCUGCGCGGACGUGAACGCACGGUCUACGCUUUGGCACGAACGCGGAGAGAUGGUCGUGGAACUCAUAGGUCGGAAAAACCUUACCGUAAAUAACCUAGCGGGCAGUGUGAAUACAUUUAUAAAUCGUGGGUCUGCGUGCUUGGACGUGACCCUUACGUCUUAUGGCGUGAAUGUGGCGGACUGGACCGCAGUCCACAAUUUGACGUCGAGCGAUCAUGCGAUCAUAAGCUUCGACGUCACACAGAACUGUGCGCGCCUGAAUGACAGGACAGAUCCUUUCGUAAAAUACGACUGGAGUAAAACGAAUUGGAAUGAAUUCCGUAAGUCCUUAAAACUCAGAGUAAGCGCGUGGAUGACUGAUUUGGAAAGUCCGGAUCUUGAUACUAGCACUGCAGCACUCCUAUAUAAUUACAAUUUAAUAACAAAUAUAAUAACAAUUUCAACGGACACGCCAUAA